AUGCACAGGGUUGGACGAUGGUUCGAUCGGGGACGGGCGUCUCUAAACGCCUCGAGCCAGAGCCUGGAUUCGCUAGAGGAAUCUCAAAAUUUGGAAGCAGCUAUGCGAGCUGUUGAGCUUAUCAUGGACGACGACAUCAAGGGCGCUGAAAAGGGGCUGGCUGAAGGCAAUUCAUCCUUCCACAAACUGGCCAAGGGGACGUUGGCAUUCAUGAGGGCCGCUUUGGGCUUCGAGCAGGAAUUUAUGAAAGAGGCCUCCGAGAUGCUGUACGAAGCCGAGUCAAGCGCUUCGGCAAGUCAUUCAAAGGCACAGCACGACUCUCGGUCAUUCAAUUCCACCAUCUACGACAAAGGCACCGAAUUCGUCCUGUGCCAAGCAGAAGCUCAGAUAAUGUCCGCCGUCGUGGCCGUUCUCAAUGAGAGUCUGACUGAAUCCAUACGGGGCUUCUACAAGCUCAGGAAAGCAUAUAUCACCCUGGACAGCAUUGUACAGAUGGAGGCAAACUUUAUGAAGAAGCGACCUGCAAGCAGCUUGUCCCGAGAUCAGUCAAUCGAGAGCCUUCCGUCAUCUGAUUCUGGCAGGUCCGAGCGAUCGACGCAGGAACGGGUUGAAGCUACUGCACCACAGUCAGUCCAGCCGGCUCAUCCCUCUGCUCUGAGGCAUGCUGAAACUGCUGGUGCGGCAGAGAAAGAAGAUUCUGACGACGAAUUUCAUGAAGUGGACGACAGCAACGUAGUGACAGAAGGCUACACAGGGCACCUAGACACGGAUGUGGAAGAUGACGCCCGGACCGAACUCGAUAUCAAGAUCGAGCAGAUGAAUCUCUCGCACCCCUCAAGCGAACUGCACUCCGAGGGCAUGCUGAAGAGAUCGACAACAAUAACUUCAGGAUUGCUCAUCGAAGGGCCAGAGUCCGAUGUCUUUUCCAAUCCUCUUGACGUGUUCAUUCACUCCGGUACGAAUCUUAUGUCCGGGCUCCUGAACCUCCUGAUUUCCAUCAUUCCUCCGGCCUUCACCAAGCUUCUGUACAUUGUGGGAUUCCGUGGGGACCGUGAACGAGGUAUCCGGAUGUUGUGGCAAGCCAGCAGGUUCUCCAACGUCAAUGGUGGCAUGGCCAGUCUGAUUCUCUUCGGCUGGUACAAUGGUAUAGUCGGUUUCUGCGACAUUGUCUCCGACACGGAUGCCUCGAGACCCGACGAUGUGGAGGGCUAUCCUGCGAAACGUCUUGAGAACCUCCUCUUGGAAAUGCGAAGACGAUACCCCAACAGUCAUCUCUGGAUUGUGGAGGAAGCACGAACAGAGGCAUCAAAGAGAAACCUCGACAAGGCCUUGGCCAUCCUCGCCCGUCCAGGCAAGAGCCAGCUCAAGCAGAUCGAAGCGCUGCAUAUGUUCGAGAAGAGUUUAAGCGCCAUGAACGCUCACAAAUAUCAAUUGUGUGCUGAUUCCAUGCUAGCCUGUGUUGACCUCAAUGCUUGGUCUCGUGCCUUGUAUUAUUACAUUGCAGCUUCUGCACACCUUGGCCUUUACCGGCACGACAAGUCCCUAUCCGCCGAAGACAAGGAGAAACAUGCGAAACUGGCGGAAGAGCUAUUCAAGACUGCCCCUACCAAGGUCGGAAAGAAGAAGAUGAUGGGGCGACAGCUGCCCUUCGAUAUGUUUGUUAUGCGCAAGAUCUCCAAGUGGGAAGAGCGUGCAACAAGAUGGGGUUGCAAAAUGGUCGACGCAGUUGGGGUCAGUCCGCUUGAGGAGAUGAUCUUCUUCUGGAACGGCUUCAAGAAAAUGAAUGAAACACAGCUGCAGAACUCCUUAGACAAUCUAGCCUGGUCGGAGACGACGCCGCACUGGAAGGAUGAGGACAUAGAUGAGUAUGCCAUUCUCGACGUCCUGAGGGCUGUCAUUUUCAGAAAUUUGCGCCGGCACGAUGACUCGCAAGAGGUUUUGAAAAAGAAGCUGCUUCACCAAACGGCAUACGAGUUCAAAGGUGGCAACAAAGACGACUGGAUGGCGCCAACGGCCCAUUAUGAAAUGGCUGUCAACCUCUGGAUGCAAAGAACAGGUUACGUCCGGCAACAUGGAAGUAAGUUCGUUCGCGAUCCUGCAGAACAGAUGCCUGCCGCGGAUCUCAAGCACGAUGCAAAGCUAGUGCAAGAAGUCAAGGGGUACUUGGAGAAGGCCAAAGGUUGGGAGAAAUAUGAGCUCGAUGCUCGACUCGGAAUGAAGAUCACGGCAGCUCUUGGUGCAGUGAGAAGGUGGGAGCAGAAGAACGCAGUUGCCUUGAAAUAA
Messenger RNA from Cladophialophora yegresii CBS 114405, 2283 nucleotides. RefSeq lists its product as uncharacterized. Gene Ontology annotation, cellular component: mitochondrial outer membrane; cytosol; nucleus. The coding region runs from base 1 to 2283 and encodes 760 amino acids. Lineage: Eukaryota; Fungi; Ascomycota; Eurotiomycetes; Chaetothyriales; Herpotrichiellaceae. The transcript has a single exon. The record is from RefSeq and is a predicted model, not a curated record.